This is a messenger RNA of Closterium sp. Naga37s-1, 651 nucleotides long. The record is from the annotation of a GenBank genome assembly. NCBI's taxonomy places the organism in Eukaryota, Viridiplantae, Streptophyta, Zygnematophyceae, Desmidiales, Closteriaceae.
AUGACAACAGUCGCCGACUUCCACUCCACUCGCUACACCAGCUGGUGCCCGGAGCGCAAAGACAUCGACCAAUGGGCGAGCACUGUCGCAGAAGGCGGAGCUUCCCAGGACUGCCGCUUCCAGCCGCUGACGCUGCUGCCAGAGGAUCACGAGAACGGGGAGGCUUGUAACGAGUAUGACUACGCGGCGUGCGCGGAGGAGGACCUCGACGCGUACCUCGAGUCGCUUCCCAAGUCGAACCGCUGGACCGAGCUCGAAGCGUCGUGUGCGUGGCUGAACCAAGCCAACAUCCGCAUCGAGGAGCUCGACCUCACUCACGGCCUGCCUAGAGGCACCGUCUGUAACCACCGUCUUUAUCCAUCUCCUCUUCACACCCCCUCCCCGCACAGCUGGAGGCGUCGUGCGCGUGGCUGGACCAGGCCAACAUCCGCCAUCGAGGAGCUCGACCUCACGCACGGGCUGCCAGAGCACCUCGCGCCCAGACGCCAUAGCAAGGAGUUCGCGCUCAGGCCGAACCCGCAGCAGCAGAUUCACCACUCCCAGCCUCACAUCUUCACCGCUCCCCAUCCCUCACCACCAUGCCUCUUCCUCCCCUGGUGUACCCCAUGGCCAGUCCUCCUCCUACUCCUCCUCUCCGGGUGCCCCCUUUGA